GCAGAGUUGGAGAGGCACCGGACGAGAGAGGGCUCCGCGGGCCCAGCUGGGAGCCAGACCGGAGCCAAGUUGCAGUCCCGGGCUCCGGUGACGCCGUGGCCGCAGGGUCUCCAUUUUGGGACAUUCUAAUCCCUGAGCCCCUAUUAUUUUCAUCAUGGUCUUCUGCCUGGCUCUAGCAUGGACACUUCUGGUUGGGGCAUGGACCCCUAUGGGAGCUCAGAACCCCAUUUCGUGGGAGGUGCAGCGAUUUGAUGGGUGGUACAACAACCUCAUGGAGCACAGAUGGGGCAGCAAAGGCUCCCGGCUGCAGCGCCUGGUCCCAGCCAGCUAUGCAGAUGGUGUGUACCAGGCCUUGGGAGAACCCCACCUGCCCAAUCCCCGAGACCUUAGCAACACCAUCUCGAGGGGCCCUGCAGGGCUGGCCUCCCUGCGAAACCGCACAGUGUUGGCCGUCUUCUUUGGCUAUCACCUGCUCUCGGACCUGGUGAGCGUGGAAACGCCCGGCUGCCCUGCCGAGUUCCUCAACAUCCACAUCCCGCCCGGAGACCCCGUGUUCGACCCAGACCAGCGUGGGGAUGUGGUGCUGCCCUUCCAGAGGAGCCGCUGGGACCCCGAGACCGGACGGAGCCCCAGCAAUCCCCGAGACCUGACCAACCAGGUGACGGGCUGGCUAGACGGCAGCGCCAUCUAUGGCUCCUCGCACUCCUGGAGCGACGCGCUGCGGAGCUUCUCCGGGGGACAGUUGGCGUCGGGGCCUGACCCCGCCUUCCCCCAAGACUCGCAGAAGCACCUGUUAAUGUGGGCGGCGCCCGACCCCGCCACCGGGCAGAGCGGGCCCAGGGGGCUGUACGCCUUCGGGGCGGAGCGAGGGAACCGGGAGCCCUUCCUGCAGGCGCUGGGUCUGCUCUGGUUCCGCUAUCACAACCUGUGCGCGCAGAGGCUGGCCCGCCAGCACCCAGACUGGGGGGACGAGGAGCUGUUCCAGCACGCGCGCAAGAGGGUCAUCGCCACCUACCAGAACAUCGCUGUGUAUGAGUGGCUGCCCAGCUUCCUGCAGAAAACACCCCCGGAGUAUACAGGAUACCGGCCAUUUCUGGACCCCAGCAUCUCCUCGGAGUUCGUGGCGGCCUCUGAGCAGUUCCUCUCCACCAUGGUGCCCCCUGGCGUCUACAUGAGAAAUGCCAGCUGCCACUUCCAGGUGGUCAUCAAUCGGAACUCAAGUGUCUCCAGAGCUCUCCGGGUCUGCAAUAGCUACUGGAGCCGUGAGCACCCAAGCCUACAAAGUGCUGAAGAUGUGGACGCACUGCUGCUGGGCAUGGCCUCCCAGAUCGCAGAGCGAGAGGACCAUGUGGUGGUUGAAGAUGUACGGGAUUUCUGGCCUGGGCCACUGAAGUUUUCCCGCACAGACCACCUGGCCAGCUGCCUGCAGCGGGGCCGGGAUCUGGGCCUGCCCUCUUACAACAAGGCCAGGGCAGCGCUGGGCUUGUCUCCUAUUACCCGCUGGCAGGACAUCAACCCUGUGCUCUUCCGGAGCAAUGACACUGUACUGGAGGCCACAGCUGACCUGUACAAGCAGGACUUGUCCUGGCUGGAGCUGCUCCCUGGGGGACUCCUGGAGAGCCACCGGGACCCUGGACCCCUGUUCAGCACCAUCGUUCUUGACCAAUUUGUGCGGCUGCGGGAUGGUGACCGCUACUGGUUUGAGAACACCAGGAAUGGGCUGUUCUCCAAGAAGGAAAUUGAAGAAAUCCGAAAUACCACCCUGCGGGACGUGCUGGUCGCUGUUAUCAACAUUGACCCCGGUGCUCUGCAGCCCAGUGUCUUUGUCUGGCAUAAAGGAGACCCCUGUCCGCAGCCAAGACAGCUCAGCACUGAAGGCCUGCCAGCCUGUGCUCCCUCCAUUGUUCGUGACUAUUUUGAGGGCAGUGGAUUUGGCUUCGGGGUCACCAUCGGGACCCUCUGCUGCUUCCCUUUGGUGAGCCUGCUCAGUGCCUGGAUUGUUGCCCGGCUCCGGAUGAGAAAUUUCAAGAGGCUCCAGGGCCAGGACCGCCAGAGCAUCGUGUCUGAGAAACUCGUGGGAGGCAUGGAAGCUUUGGAAUGGCAAGGCCGCAAGGAGCCCUGCCGGCCCGUGCUCGUGCACCUGCAGCCUGGGCAGAUCCGUGUGGUAGACGGCAGGCUCACCAUGCUCCGCACCAUCCAGCUGCAGCCUCCACAGCAGGUCAACCUUGUCCUGUCCAGCAAUCGUGGACGCCGCACUCUGCUGCUCAAGAUCCCCAAGGAGUAUGACCUGGUGCUGCUGUUUAACUCAGAGGAAGAGCGGCAGACGCUGGUGGAAAACCUCCGGGCAGCUCUGAAGGAGAGCGGGUUGAGCAUCCAGGAGUGGGAGCUGCGGGAGCAGGAGCUGAUGAGAGGAGCUGUGACGCGGGAGCAGCGGAGCCACCUCCUGGAGACCUUUUUCAGGCACCUUUUCUCCCAGGUGCUGGACAUCAACCAGGCCGACGCAGGGACCCUACCCCUGGACUCCUCCCAGAAGGUGCAGGAGGCCCUGACCUGUGAGCUGAGCAGGGCCGAGUUUGCCGAGUCCCUGGGCCUCAAGCCCCAGGACAUGUUUGUGGAGUCGAUGUUCUCUCUGGCUGACAAGGAUGGCAAUGGCUACCUGUCCUUCCGAGAGUUCCUGGACAUCCUGGUGGUCUUCAUGAAAGGCUCUCCUGAGGAAAAGUCUCGCCUUAUGUUCCGCAUGUACGACUUUGAUGGGAAUGGCCUCAUUUCCAAGGAUGAGUUCAUCAGGAUGCUGAGAUCCUUCAUCGAGAUCUCCAACAACUGCCUGUCCAAGGCCCAGCUGGCUGAGGUGGUGGAGUCCAUGUUCCGGGAGUCGGGAUUCCAGGACAAGGAGGAGCUGACGUGGGAGGAUUUUCACUUCAUGCUGCGGGACCACAACAGCGAGCUCCGCUUCACGCAGCUCUGUGUCAAAGGGGUGGAGGUGCCUGAAGUCAUCAAGGACCUCUGCCGGCGAGCCUCCUACAUCAGCCAGGAGACGAUCUGUCCCUCUCCCAGAGUGAGUGCCCACUGUUCCCACGGCGACAUAGAGACGGAGUUGACACCUCAGAGACUGCAGUGCCCCACGGACACAGACCCUCCCCAGGAGAUUCGGCGGAGGUUUGGCAAGAAGGUAACGUCAUUCCAGCCCUUGCUGUUCACUGAGGCGCACCGAGAGAAGUUCCAACGCAGCCGUCUCCACCAGACGGUGCAACAGUUCAAGCGCUUCAUUGAGAACUACCGGCGCCACAUCGGCUGCGUGGCGGUGUUCUACGCCAUCGCUGGGGGGCUUUUCCUGGAGAGGGCCUACUACUACGCCUUUGCCGCACACCACACGGGCAUCACGGACACCACCCGCGUGGGAAUCAUCCUGUCGCGGGGCACGGCAGCCAGCAUCUCCUUCAUGUUCUCCUACAUCCUGCUCACCAUGUGCCGCAACCUCAUCACCUUCCUGCGAGAAACCUUCCUCAACCGCUACGUGCCCUUCGACGCCGCUGUGGACUUUCAUCGCCUCAUUGCCUCCACCGCCAUCGUCCUCACAGUCUUACACAGUGUGGGCCAUGUGGUGAAUGUGUACCUGUUCUCCAUCAGCCCCCUCAGCGUCCUCUCCUGCCUCUUUCCUGGCCUCUUCCAUGAUGAUGGGUCUGAGUUCCCCCAGAAGUAUUACUGGUGGUUCUUCCAGACCGUACCAGGCCUCACAGGGGUUGUGCUGCUCCUGGUCCUGGCCAUCAUGUAUGUCUUCGCCUCCCACCACUUCCGCCGCCGCAGUUUCCGGGGCUUCUGGCUGACCCACCACCUCUACAUCCUGCUCUACGUCCUGCUCAUCAUCCAUGGUAGCUUUGCUCUGAUCCAGCUGCCCCGUUUCCACAUCUUCUUCCUGGUCCCGGCAAUCAUCUAUGGGGGUGACAAGCUGGUGAGCCUGAGCCGGAAGAAGGUGGAGAUCAGCGUGGUGAAGGCGGAGCUGCUGCCCUCAGGAGUGACCCACCUGCAGUUCCAGCGGCCCCAGGGCUUUGAGUACAAGUCAGGGCAGUGGGUGCGGAUCGCUUGCCUGGCUCUGGGGACCACCGAGUACCACCCCUUCACACUGACCUCUGCACCCCAUGAGGACACGCUCAGCCUGCACAUCCGGGCGGCAGGGCCCUGGACCACUCGCCUCAGGGAGAUCUACUCAGCCCCGACGGGUGACAGAUGUGCCAGAUACCCAAAGCUGUACCUUGAUGGACCAUUUGGAGAGGGCCACCAGGAGUGGCAUAAGUUUGAGGUGUCAGUGCUAGUGGGAGGGGGCAUUGGGGUCACCCCUUUUGCCUCCAUCCUCAAAGACCUGGUCUUCAAGUCAUCUGUCAGCUGCCAAGUGUGCUGUAAGAAGAUCUACUUCAUCUGGGUGACGCGGACCCAGCGUCAGUUUGAGUGGCUGGCUGAUAUCAUCCGAGAGGUGGAGGAGAACGACCACCAGGACCUGGUGUCUGUGCACAUCUACAUCACCCAGCUGGCUGAGAAGUUCGACCUCAGGACCACCAUGCUGUACAUCUGUGAACGGCACUUUCAGAAGGUUCUGAACCGGAGUCUAUUCACGGGACUGCGUUCCAUCACCCACUUUGGCCGCCCCCCUUUUGAGUCCUUCUUCAACUCCCUGCAGGAGGUCCACCCCCAGGUCCGGAAGAUCGGGGUGUUUAGCUGUGGCCCCCCUGGCAUGACCAAGAAUGUGGAAAAGGCUUGUCAGCUCAUCAACAGGCAGGACCGGACUCACUUCUCCCACCAUUAUGAGAACUUCUAGGCCCCUGCCCAGGGGUUCUGCCCACUGCCCAGUUGAGCAGAGGUUUGGGCCCACAGCUCACCUCUGUUCUUCCUAUUUCUGGCUGCCUCAGCCUUCUCUCAUUUCUCACCUCCCAACCUUGUUCCAGGUGGCCAUGGUCAGUCACCAGGUAUGGGCUCAGGGACCUCCAGGCCUAGGAUGUGUCUCAGCCUGGAGAAAUGGUGGGGGAGGGGGGACAUGUCUAGGGUCUAGAGUGAGAAGUAGGGGAGCUACUGGUUUGGGGCAAAGUAAAACCUCUGUUUCCAAACUUCAGAAACAAAUCUCAAAAGACAAACUGACCCGACAAGUACCGUGUGUGUGCAGGUCUGUAUGUGUGUUGGGGUGGUGAGUGUAAGGAUGCACUGGGAGCAUGGAUGCUGGCAUCUUAGAACCCUCCCUACUCCCAGACCUCCUCCUCUUCUGGGGUCCCCACUGUCAGAAGGGCUGGCAAUUGCCUUGCAGGAGGUAGAGGCUGGACCCAUGGCAAGCCAUUUACAGAAACUCACUCAGCACCACAGUUUAACACCACGACUGAUUUCACCCAGGGUUUUAAGCACGUUCUUUCAUCAGACCCUGGCCCAAUACCUAUGUAUGCAAUGCUCCUCAGCCCUCUUCUCCCUGCUCCAGUAGUCUCCCUUACAAAUAAUUCACUUUUCUGUGUUCA
Molecule: messenger RNA, 5492 nt
Organism: Macaca mulatta (Rhesus monkey)
Lineage: Eukaryota; Metazoa; Chordata; Mammalia; Primates; Cercopithecidae
Gene: DUOX1
Product: dual oxidase 1
Biological process (GO): defense response; response to oxidative stress; superoxide anion generation
Cellular component (GO): NADPH oxidase complex; plasma membrane
Molecular function (GO): heme binding; peroxidase activity; calcium ion binding
Source: RefSeq, a predicted model, not a curated record